Molecule: messenger RNA, 549 nt
Organism: Peronospora belbahrii
Lineage: Eukaryota; Oomycota; Peronosporomycetes; Peronosporales; Peronosporaceae
Source: the annotation of a GenBank genome assembly
AUGAUGGUAAGCAAUAAGAAGGAAAAGAACAAGAAAAGUGACCAAAUUCACGAGUUGAAGACGAGGAUUGACGAAAGACUGCAUUCGUUGGCGAUGAGCAAGUUCUUGUCGAAAGAGGUAGCAAUGCGGAUGGAUAUCGUGGUCCAAUAUUACGCCGAAUACGAGCGCAUCAAAGAGUUGGCAGCAGCCACUUAUCACACUGCAGCCGGUCCACAUGCGUUUCAUACGAGCUGUUUUGCGUCACCAAUUGGAUGCUUCAAGAAAAGUACGUUUACACCACGAGCAAAAUCCAGUAGAGCAUCUGAGAGUCCAGUUUUUGGUGGACAUACAAAAACGAUCUACGCUUUGACAUCAUCAUUAAGCACAUUGGCACAGAUGUUGGAGCUUGAUGUGCAGGCGCGCAUGCUGAAUGAAGAGCUGCGACAUCAGACCAUUAUGUAUGACGGUCUCGUCGAGCAGACUGAUACCACAAAAGCGCACGUGGAAAGCAUCAACAAGACGAUGAAAGACGCGCAGUUGAGAACCAGGCGCAGUCCAAAUAAUGCAUGA